Molecule: messenger RNA, 1763 nt
Organism: Meleagris gallopavo (turkey)
Lineage: Eukaryota; Metazoa; Chordata; Aves; Galliformes; Phasianidae
Source: RefSeq, a predicted model, not a curated record
UUCCCUUUUUUUCUUCCCAGGGAAUGGCUUUCACACUUAAAGAGAGGCUGCAGCUGGGAAUUCAUGGCCUCCUGCCUCCCUGCUUCUUGAGCCAAGAUGUUCAGGUUCUCCGUGUCAUGAAAAACUAUGAGAACAAAACGAAUGAUCUAGACAAGUAUAUUGUUCUUAUGACAUUACAAGACAGGAAUGAGAAGCUGUUUUACCGAGUGCUGACCUCCGACAUCGAGAGGUUCAUGCCCAUCGUUUACACCCCAACGGUUGGCCUGGCGUGUCAGCAGUAUGGGUUGGCUUUCAGGAGACCACGGGGGUUGUUUAUCACCAUCCAUGACAAAGGCCAUAUUGCAACAAUGCUAAACUCUUGGCCUGAGGAAAACAUUAAGGCUAUCGUGGUGACAGACGGAGAGAGAAUUCUCGGUUUAGGAGAUCUAGGAAGUUAUGGUAUGGGUAUCCCGGUGGGGAAGCUGGCUUUGUACACCGCUUGUGGAGGAGUUCACCCACAGCAGUGUCUCCCUGUCCUGCUGGAUGUUGGCACAGACAAUGAGGCUCUGCUGAGUGAUCCACUCUAUAUUGGACUGAAACACAAGAGGGUCCGUGGGAAACAAUACGACGAACUGAUUGAUGAGUUUAUGCAGGCGGUUACCAACAAGUACGGUAUGAAUUGCCUAAUCCAGUUUGAAGACUUUGCCAAUGCUAACGCAUUUCGUCUCCUCAACAAGUACCGCAACAGAUACUGUACGUUCAAUGAUGAUAUUCAGGGCACUGCUUCUGUUGCAGUCGCUGGCCUCUUUGCAGCUUUAAGGAUCACAAAGAACAAGCUCUCUGACCAUAAGUUUGUCUUCCAGGGAGCUGGAGAGGCUGCAAUGGGCAUAGCUCACCUCAUCCUCAUGGCCAUGGAAAAGGAAGGAAUUUCACGAGCAGAUGCCAUCAAAAUAUGGAUGGUGGACUCCAAGGGACUGAUAGUCAAGGGCAGGAGCCACCUGAACCAUGAGAAAGAAAUGUUUGCCCAGGACCAUCCCAGUGUGAACACACUAGAAGAGGUUGUGCAGAAAGUGAAGCCGACAGCAAUUAUAGGUGUCGCAGCCAUUGCAGGAGCUUUCACUGAGAAGAUUUUGAAGGACAUGGCAGCUUUCAACGAGAGGCCCAUCGUGUUUGCCCUGAGCAACCCCACGAGUAAAGCAGAGUGCACAGCAGAGCAGUGCUAUCGCCUCACUGAGGGCCGGGGUAUAUUUGCCAGUGGGAGUCCAUUCUCAAAGGUUACCCUGCCCAAUGGUCAGACCUUCUUCCCUGGCCAAGGAAACAACGCCUACGUCUUCCCAGGAGUGGCGCUGGGAGUCAUAGCCUGUGGAGUCCGGCACAUCUCUGAUGACAUCUUCCUCAUCACAGCACAGUCUAUUGCUGCUGAGGUGACAGAGCAGAAUCUUGCAGAGGGAAGACUCUAUCCCCCCUUGAACAGCAUCAGAGAGGUAUCUUUCAAAAUCGCUGUCAAAAUUGUUAACUGGGCCUACAAGCAUGGUCUUGCUUCUUGGUACCCUGAGCCAGCAGACAAAGAAGCCUUUGUGAAACAGCUUGUUUAUAGUCCUGAUUACGAUUCCUUCGUUAUGGAUGAUUACACGUGGCCUGCUGCAGCCAUGCAGACACAAGAUGUAUAAGUUGUUGUGAGAACUGUUUCCUCAUUUUUUCCAUCGGUUCCCAUGGUCCAUAUCACUGCUGAUAUAAAAUGAAUAUUAGGCUUGAGGAAUUAUAAAAAUAAUUGAAUCAAAGUA